This is a messenger RNA of Etheostoma spectabile (orangethroat darter), 607 nucleotides long. Its product is annotated as zinc finger protein 431-like. Lineage: Eukaryota; Metazoa; Chordata; Actinopteri; Perciformes; Percidae. The annotation marks the transcript as partial. Gene Ontology annotation, molecular function: DNA-binding transcription factor activity, RNA polymerase II-specific; RNA polymerase II cis-regulatory region sequence-specific DNA binding. Gene Ontology annotation, biological process: regulation of transcription by RNA polymerase II. The record is from RefSeq and is a predicted model, not a curated record. The transcript is spliced from 4 exons.
AUGACCCAAUGCAUCACAGACUAUAUCAACUUCUAUGUGAAGAACACUGUGCCCUCCAAGUUGGUCCAGUGUGUUCCCAACAACAAAACCUGGGGGAUCUCUGAGAUUAAGGCCCUGGUGAAUGAGAAGAAGAGGGUCUUUGCAUCAGGGGACAGAGAGGAGCAGCAAAGAGUCCAGAAGGAACUCCGGCUCAGGAUCAGGAGGGGGAAGGUCAUCUACAGGAGGAAAUUAGAAAGCCCUGGAGAGGGCUGCAGAACAUCUCAGGCCACAGCAGAGCACAAGGAGACGGAGGAGGAGAAGAAGAAGAAGAAGAAGAAGGAGGGCAAGAGGAAAGGUGUCAGGGAGAAGGAGAAACGGAGAGGAAGAGGAGUCAGACGUCACCGCUGUCAGCACUGUGACAAAUCCUUCACAACAUCAGGAUAUUUAAAGAUUCAUCAGAGAGUUCACACUGGAGAGAAGCCGUACAGCUGUGAUCAAUGUGGGGCAGCUUUCACAGUGCCGAGUCACCUAAAAAGACAUAAACGCAUUCACACUGGAGAGAAGCCGUACAGCUGUGAUCAAUGUGGGGCAGCUUUCACACGACAGAGUAACUUAAAAAAACAUCAAC